AAGUCGGAACAUUUUAAGUGUAGCAAUUUAUUGCAGCGAGUUCUGUUGUGAAAAAUCCUAAGCGAGCUUUUGUAGCUCAACACCCCAUCAACAUGAAGCCAGCUGUCGAUGAAAUGUUUCCUGAGGGAGCGGGACCGUAUGUGGACUUGGACGAGGCAGGGGGAAGCAGUGGUCUACUGAUGGACUUGGCUGCAAACGAGAAAGCUGUUCACUCUGACUUUUUCAAUGAUUUUGAAGAUCUCUUUGAUGAUGAUGACAUCCAGUGACUGGGGCCCUGGUUGGCAUCAGCUCGUGAUUGUGGAAGCAAGACAUUUUAUGGCCUGCAGCCUAUAUUUUCCUCUGUCUGCAAAUAUGAUGAUGUAUUUAUUAUUUCCGUUUGGUAUUGCAUUGUUCCAAUAAAUGUUUGUGUAAAAAAACCCAAAGUUUCA
This is a messenger RNA of Sardina pilchardus (European sardine), 428 nucleotides long. It is a transcript of the gene cops9, whose product is annotated as COP9 signalosome subunit 9. The transcript is spliced from 3 exons. The coding region runs from base 93 to 266 and encodes 57 amino acids. Gene Ontology annotation, biological process: negative regulation of protein neddylation. NCBI's taxonomy places the organism in Eukaryota, Metazoa, Chordata, Actinopteri, Clupeiformes, Clupeidae. The record is from RefSeq and is a predicted model, not a curated record.